Messenger RNA from Trichoderma reesei QM6a, 2774 nucleotides. RefSeq lists its product as uncharacterized. The record is from RefSeq and is a predicted model, not a curated record. NCBI's taxonomy places the organism in Eukaryota, Fungi, Ascomycota, Sordariomycetes, Hypocreales, Hypocreaceae. Gene Ontology annotation, cellular component: cytosol; membrane; cell wall. Gene Ontology annotation, molecular function: tripeptidyl-peptidase activity; serine-type endopeptidase activity. The transcript has 3 exons. Gene Ontology annotation, biological process: proteolysis. Bases 84 to 2732 code for a protein of 882 amino acids.
UCGUCUUGUCGUUGCGCAAAGCAUUGUGUGUCACUGUCCAUACAGCCCUCCCACAGUCAGACAAGCGGGAUAGAGUGUGAGCCAUGGUGCGCUCCGCCCUAUUCGUGUCGCUGCUCGCGACCUUCUCCGGAGUCAUUGCCCGUGUCUCCGGGCAUGGGUCAAAGAUCGUUCCCGGCGCGUACAUCUUCGAAUUCGAGGAUUCACAGGACACGGCCGAUUUCUACAAGAAGCUCAACGGCGAGGGCUCAACGCGCCUGAAGUUCGACUACAAGCUGUUCAAGGGCGUCUCCGUCCAGCUCAAGGACCUAGACAACCAUGAGGCAAAGGCCCAGCAGAUGGCCCAGCUGCCUGCUGUCAAGAACGUGUGGCCCGUCACCCUCAUCGACGCCCCCAACCCCAAGGUCGAGUGGGUUGCCGGCAGCACGGCGCCUACUCUGGAGAGCAGGGCGAUCAAGAAGCCACCGAUCCCGAACGACUCGAGCGACUUCCCCACGCACCAGAUGACCCAAAUCGACAAGCUGCGAGCCAAGGGCUACACGGGCAAGGGCGUCAGGGUUGCCGUCAUUGAUACAGGCAUUGACUACACCCACCCUGCUCUCGGCGGCUGCUUUGGUAGGGGCUGUCUGGUCUCCUUUGGCACCGAUUUGGUCGGUGACGACUACACCGGCUUUAACACGCCUGUCCCCGAUGAUGACCCCGUCGACUGCGCCGGCCACGGUUCUCACGUUGCUGGUAUCAUUGCUGCGCAGGAGAAUCCGUACGGCUUCACUGGCGGCGCUCCCGAUGUCACCCUCGGCGCUUAUCGAGUCUUUGGCUGCGACGGCCAGGCCGGUAACGAUGUCCUGAUUUCCGCUUACAACCAGGCCUUUGAGGACGGUGCCCAGAUCAUCACUGCCUCCAUUGGCGGUCCCUCUGGCUGGGCUGAGGAGCCGUGGGCCGUUGCCGUCACCCGCAUCGUUGAGGCAGGUGUUCCCUGCACGGUCUCUGCCGGCAACGAGGGCGACUCUGGUCUCUUCUUUGCCAGCACGGCAGCCAAUGGCAAGAAAGUCAUUGCUGUCGCCUCCGUCGACAACGAGAACAUCCCUUCAGUGCUGUCCGUGGCCUCUUACAAAAUUGACAGCGGCGCUGCCCAGGACUUUGGCUACGUCUCCUCCUCCAAGGCGUGGGACGGCGUGAGCAAGCCCCUGUAUGCUGUGUCGUUCGACACUACUAUUCCCGACGAUGGCUGCUCGCCUCUCCCUGACAGCACUCCCGACCUCUCUGACUACAUUGUCCUUGUCCGCCGUGGCACCUGCACCUUUGUCCAGAAAGCCCAAAAUGUCGCUGCAAAGGGCGCCAAGUACCUGCUCUAUUAUAACAACAUUCCCGGUGCGCUGGCCGUCGAUGUCAGCGCCGUCCCCGAGAUUGAGGCUGUCGGCAUGGUCGAUGACAAGACGGGUGCUACCUGGAUUGCCGCCCUCAAGGAUGGAAAGACCGUCACCCUGACACUGACUGACCCGAUCGAGAGCGAGAAGCAAAUUCAGUUCAGCGACAACCCGACAACUGGCGGUGCUCUGAGCGGCUACACAACCUGGGGCCCUACCUGGGAGCUGGACGUCAAGCCUCAGAUCAGCUCUCCCGGCGGCAACAUUCUCUCCACGUACCCCGUGGCUCUCGGAGGAUAUGCCACCCUGUCCGGUACCUCCAUGGCCUGCCCCCUGACGGCGGCUGCUGUUGCUCUGAUUGGACAAGCUCGUGGCACCUUUGACCCUGCCUUGAUCGACAACUUGUUGGCAACGACUGCGAACCCCCAGCUGUUCAACGACGGCGAGAAGUUCUACGACUUCCUCGCCCCCGUUCCCCAACAGGGCGGUGGCCUCAUCCAGGCCUACGAUGCCGCCUUUGCGACCACUCUCCUGUCACCGUCCAGCCUGUCGUUCAACGACACUGACCACUUCAUCAAGAAGAAGCAGAUCACCCUCAAGAACACCAGCAAGCAGAGGGUCACCUACAAGCUCAACCACGUCCCCACCAACACCUUUUACACUCUGGCACCCGGUAACGGCUAUCCAGCUCCCUUUCCUAACGACGCCGUUGCCGCUCACGCCAAUCUCAAGUUUAAUCUGCAGCAAGUGACCCUGCCCGCCGGCAGGUCCAUCACUGUCGACGUCUUCCCUACUCCCCCCAGGGACGUCGACGCCAAGCGCCUGGCGCUUUGGUCGGGCUACAUCACGGUCAACGGCACGGAUGGCACCAGUCUGUCUGUCCCGUACCAGGGCCUCACCGGCUCCCUGCACAAGCAGAAGGUGCUCUAUCCGGAGGACUCCUGGAUCGCCGAUUCCACCGAUGAAAGCCUGGCCCCUGUUGAGAACGGCACCGUCUUCACCAUUCCCGCGCCGGGCAACGCUGGCCCCGAUGACAAGCUCCCAUCGCUCGUCGUCAGCCCUGCCCUUGGCUCUCGUUAUGUCCGCGUUGAUCUCGUCCUCCUGUCCGCGCCUCCUCAUGGCACCAAGCUCAAGACGGUCAAGUUCCUCGACACCACCUCCAUCGGCCAGCCUGCCGGAUCACCGCUCCUCUGGAUCAGCCGUGGCGCCAACCCUAUUGCUUGGACCGGCGAGCUGUCUGACAACAAGUUUGCUCCCCCUGGAACGUACAAGGCCGUGUUCCAUGCUCUGCGUAUUUUCGGCAACGAGAAGAAGAAGGAGGACUGGGAUGUGAGCGAAUCUCCUGCCUUCACCAUCAAGUAUGCGUAGGGUAGAUGUAAGAGGGUUUCUUGAGGGGUAAUAUUCAGAUCA